Molecule: messenger RNA, 4374 nt
Organism: Oncorhynchus nerka (sockeye salmon)
Lineage: Eukaryota; Metazoa; Chordata; Actinopteri; Salmoniformes; Salmonidae
Product: protein CIMAP1D-like
Exons: 6
Coding region: 1611-2351 (246 amino acids)
Cellular component (GO): cytoskeleton
Source: RefSeq, a predicted model, not a curated record
ACACACACCCACAGACACACACACCCCCAGACACACACUCGCACACACCCCCAGACACACACACCCCCGGACACACACACCCCCAGACACACACACCCCAGACACACAUUCCCCCAGACACACACACCCCUGGACACACACACCCACAGACACACACACCCACAGACACACACACCCCCAGACACACAGCUGUGUUCCUCAAUGCACUUAAAGCCUGUCAUGUUUCUGUUACUGAUGUUACACUGGGGGAACAGGAAUGAUGUUCUCUAUAUGUAAUCUAUACAUGACUCCAUUAACCCAGUUUAUGGUGAUACAUAAUCGGUAACAACCCGACUCUGUUUAUCCAGCAUGUUUAGGGUCAACGGCCGUGUUGUCUGUCUGAUGUUGAUGACAUGGCUGCAGGGUCCCGUUACUGCGGCCUGCGGGUGUCCUGAGUCAGUGCCUGUUAAUAAUUAACCCGUGUUUGUUGGUCAGGGCUCUGCUCACAGUCUUUAGUUACCUCUCUCUGCCUCCCAGCACCCUUUAUGUAAAGAUAUCCUAUACAGUAACUUAAAGCUACACUCAGCAAUAUGACAUCAUUAUGCCGGUCAGAUUUCUCCUUACAGAAUCAGCAGCAAUGCACAUUAGGGAGAGACAAUAGUGGCAGUCUUGGUAAAUCUGAAUUCUGUUGUUGUUCAUGUAUGUAUGUUAAGCAGGAAGUUACCCCAAUAUGUGCGAUGAUCCUAUUGCUGAGUCUCCCUUUGAAGGGUCAGAUUUGAAAUACCUCCUGCAUCAGAGUCUGUACCAGAGAGACAGAGGGGGCAUCUAACGAUUGCUGCAGGUGGGCAAAGUGUAGCUAAUUGUCUAUGCGUGACUAAAUGGGUUUAAACCUCGGUCAUCUGCGUGCCACAACAUUAUUAACCAGCUGAGCUAAAGCCUGUCUUCAGUCGCCUGGGAAGUGUACUCAUCACAUGGACAUCGAGUCGCCUCUAUGACACAUGAACUCUAAGAAGAGAAGUGAGAUGGUGAUUCAGGUGUUCCCAGGGCUGCAGAAUGGAGAUAACGUUUCCUCACCUUGUGAAGACCAUCUAUAAUUCAGCCUUUGAGGCUGUGCCUUUCCUGAAGAGGCUGGAUGGUGCCGAGAGUGAAUCAGUGACAGAACAGCAAACAGUAAAGGGAAGAGAAGGAAGAAGAGAGGAAAGAGAGAGAGAGAGAGAUCUGUGUACACGGAGUAGAGUUGUCAACUUAUUCUGGGAUACCUUUCGAGUGGUCUAACAAAGUUUUUUUUCCCCGAGUGGUCUAACAAAGUUUUUUUUCCCAGAGUGGUCUAACAAAGUUUUGUCGACAGACGUGAAGCAGGAAGGACCCUGCUUUAUGUUUGGACUAACGGGAUCAAACCAGACCGAAUCUCUUCUCCUGCUUGUUAUUGUUGUGCUGAUUGGUGAUUGCAUUUCUAGCUGCCAGCGAAUCACAGGGCUGCCCACACAGACACAACUGACUGCUCUGGGAGAAGGUCCCUCAGCAUUCUCUGAGGGUUGGCAACCCUAGCUGGGAGUGACAGAGGAACAACGUGUAAAAGAGGAAGAGAGGAGGGUUUGGAAAAUAGAGAGAGAGAGAGAGAUCGAUAAAUCAUGGAGGUUAAGAGACGUCCGAUAAUCGCUGGCAGAGAGAAAGGGCCAGGCCCCGGGCGCUAUGCUCUCCCUCCAACCAUUGGCUACAUCAACCAUGACCUCACCAAGCCCAGUAGCCCCGCCUACACCUUCCACAGACGUAUGAGCAGCAACAUGGUCUCUGUGGAUUGCAGUCCAGGACCCCAGUACCACAUCGAUGACAAGAUGACCCGGUUCGGCCGCGUCGGUACCCCUUCUUACUCCAUGCUCGGCAGGGCAAGACACUCCGCUGAACUCUUCCAGACUCCAGGUCCAGGUGCCUACAGCCCAGAGAAACCUCAUCUCAGAACUCCCUCCUACACUAUUGGCUCUCGGUCACGCUACCGUAUAAUGGAUUCUGUGCCCGCCCCUAACCGGUACACCCUCCCUAACCUGCUGGGUUCCCAGGUGCCCCACAAGCCGUCCAGUGCCAGCUACAGCUUGGCGGGGCGCAGACAGGUUGGCGCUCCAUCAGAAGACCUGUCCAUGACCCCUGGACCAGGACGCUACAACAGUACUGACCCCAGCGUCUACCUCACACGACAGCCGUCCUUCUCUAUGCAGAGCCGGACUACCCGGGCCAGCGAUCAGUCUCAGAAGCCUGGGCCAGGGACCCACAGCCCGGAGAAGGUCCUGCUCCACCUCCCCAGACCUCCUGCCUUCUCCCUGGGCAUCAGACACUCAGAGUUCAUUACUCCUCUGGUGGUGGUUGUUUCCGACUGAUUUUUAUUGGAGUUUCACACGGAGUUUGUGGAAAUGCUGGAGUCAGUUCUGAGUUAAAUACCACUGUGUUGUUUUAAUGAGCACAUUUAGCACAAUGUUGGAAAAGUGCGUCACAAAUAGAGUGUUUUUAUUAUCAUCGUUAAGCCAAGUUGUGGAUCUAUGGGUGUGACCUGUGUGUGUGUGUGUGUGUGUGUGUGUGUGUGUGUGUGUGUGUGUGUGUGUGUGUGUUUGUUAUCUCAGUGUGUACAUGUGUGUGUUCAGUGUGCAGGCAUGGUGACAGUAAUAGGUAGGCUCCAGUCACUGCUCUGUCCCAGCCACAUCAGUUCCAUGGAACACACCUGAACUAGAUAAUACCUCUCAGGAGACAGCCCUGGUAGAACUUUCUUGGUGUCCUCAAACGGAUCCAACUACAGAGAGAAGGAGAGAGACAAAGGGAGCCAGAGAGAUCGAGAGAGAGGGGGGAGGAGAGUGUCUCACACACACACACACACACACACACACACACACACACACUAUAAGAGUCUGCACUCACAGUGAUCUCAUGUGGGGUACCCUUGUUGUCCCAGUGGUAUCUGACUUGGUACUUCAGGGGGAAGAGGGUGUGGUCGGACCAGGAAGAGGGAGGGUCCACUUCACUAACAGCUUCAGCUUCCCUGGAACGGCUUGCAAGGUCACAUUCACGGGGGGUCUAGCUUCACAGCUGAAGUUUGAUACCAAAGACUCUAUAUUCUGUCCUCCCUGUGGAUCAGGCAGACCCACCCCAGCCCUCACAUCUUUACCAAACCCAAACUGUGGAGUACAGAGAGAGGCACACUCUACCUAUCCUCACAACUGAAGAGAUCAAAACAUAAACUGAUGGAGAGGGCUACAGAGUACCUGAACCAACUAGUGGCUCACAGCCUGUCAAUAAAUCCAGACUGUUCUGCAAGGGAGAAACCAUGUCGAUGUAAAGACUGUGGUAGAGGCUUCCACAAUAAUAUAGGCUUGACUAAUCAUAUGAGGAUACACACAAGGAAAAAAACGUUUAGCUGUGAAGACUGGCAAAUGUUUAAAUAACAAAGGAAUCUUAAAUUGGCCAUGCAAGAUCUCACACAAGGGAGAAAUCUUAUUGGUGCAAAGACUGUAGCAAAUCGUUUGGCAACAAAGGAAACUUGACCAUGCAUAUAAAAAAUACCCACGGGUCUGGAGAGGAGAAGUCUUAUCAGUGCAAAGACUGGCAAAUACUUCAACAAGAAGGCAAAAUUUACUAGACAUAAGAAAUUACAUGCAGCGAAAAUUAAUUGGUGUAAAGACUGUGGCAAAUGUUUCAGCACAAAGGUUUACUUAUUCAGACAUACAAAGCUACACUCAGGAGAAAUUCCUUAUCACUGUAAAGACUGUGGCCAAUGUUUCAACCGUAAGGAAAACUUGACCCUCCAUACAAUAUCUCACACGGGAGAAGUCUGACAGUUGUAAUGAAUGUGGCAAGUGCUUCAACAAGAUGAGAAAUUUGACCGUGCACAUGAGAUCUCACAUAGGGGAGAAAUCAUAUCAGUGCAGAGACUGACAAAUGUUUUCCUUAUAGGAUAGGCUUGAUAAUGCAUACCAUGAUACACAGAGGGGAGAAAUCAUUUCGCUGUAAUGACUGUGGCAAAUGCUUCAGACAGACAGCAACUCUGGGAAGACAUAUUAAAGGUUGUCACAGCAAGUAGAGAAAAUGUUUUAGCUGUAAGGGUCACUUGACUGACCGUACAGUAUCUCACACAGGGGUGAAAUCAUAUGGCUGCAUAGUCUGUGGAUAAUGCUUGAAUCACAGUGGGCUCUUUUGGGCUCCCGAGUGGCACAGUGGUCUAAGGCCCUGCAUCUCAUGCUUGAGGUGUCAAUACAGACACUCUGGUUUGAUUCCAGGCUGUAUCACGACUGGCUGUGAUUGCGAGUCCCAGAUUUGGCCAGUGUGUGCUGUCAUUGUAAAUAAUCAUGUGUUCAUAACUGAAGUUUACAUUUAAAAAAUGUAAAUAAAAUUGACCAAGCAUUUCAUGUUAAA